GGAGGGGAUGCUGCCUUGCCGGCCCUUCCCGCUCACCUGGCGGGGAGGUGAGAUGCCAGGGCGGAUCCCGCUCCGGGAGCGGAGCCGGUGGAAGCGGCCGCUGCUCCUGGCCGGGCUCGGCUCGCCUCGGCACAGCCCGGCCGGGGGCUCGGCUGCCCGGGGACACGGCGGUGACGCGCUGGUCCCCUCCUCCUGCCCGCGGACACCGCCGCUCUGGGAGCGCCGCGGAGAGGAUGGAAAUGCCGGGGGCGCGGGGAUGUAGCGGUGCUCCUUUCUUUUGUGCUUAGAAGGACAUCUGUGGUGGAGCCAGGCGGCAGGCAGGGAUCCCCAGGAAGCCGUGGCCAGAGAUGGGUGUUCUGGGACGCGGUGGAGGUGGGAGCUCUCCUAACAAUCCGAUGUCUUCUCCUGAGAACCCCAGGCGUGCUUCCUUCUCAGUCAGCUGGAGAAAGCUCUAAGGAAAGUCCAGCACCAUGUACACCUUCCUGCCAGAGAGCUUCACACCAGUGAAGCAGAAGCCCUCCAAGGAGCUGAGGCCCAUGCUGGGCGCCAUCUUGCUGGGCCUCUUGCUGUUCAUUGCUGCCGUGGUGGCCUGGUGCUACUACACGGUGUCCCUGAGGAAGGCGGAGCGGCUCAAGACGGAGCUGAUGGACCUGCGGGCGGACGGCUUCGUCAUCCGCAACCAGCACGGGGAGGUGGUGUUCCGGCUGGCCUUCCGCUCGGGCAGCCUGGACCUGGAGUCGUGCUCCAAGGAGGGCGAGAUCCUGAGCUGCUCGCGCUCCAGCCGGGGCCCGCUCAACUUCUUCAUCCAGACGGUGAAGCCCAAGGACACGGUGAUGUGCUACCGCGUGCGCUGGGAGGAGCUGGCGGCCGGCCCGGCCGUGGAGCACACCAUGUUCUGGGAGGACGCCCACUGGUACGGGGGCUCAGAGAUGAGCAUCCAGCACUGGCCCAUCCGCCUGGCCGGCUACCAGGAGCCCGUGCCCUACGUGACCAGCGACGUCUACUCCUUCCGCGACAGCUUUGGCGGCAUCCUCGAGCGCUACUGGCUCUCCUCCAAGGCGGCGGCCAUCAAGAUCAACGACUCCGUGCCCUUCCACCUGGGCUUCAACGCCACCCAGCGCGCCCUCUUCUUCCAGGCCCGCUACAAGGACUCGCCCUACAAGCCCCCGCCGGGCCAGCAGCCCUUCCCCGAGCUCAGCUACCGCGUCUGUGUGGGCUCCGACAUCACCUCCAUCCACAAGUACAUGGUGCGCAGGUACUUCAACAAGCCCUCCAAGAUCCCUGCUGAGAACGCCUUCCGAUACCCCAUAUGGUCCACAUGGGCCCUCUACAAGAAUGAUAUCGACCAGGAUAAACUCCUGCGGUUUGCUGAAAAGAUCAAGAAGUACCAUUUUAACUGCAGCCACAUUGAGAUUGAUGACAUGUACACCCAGACCUAUGGAGACUUUGACUUUGACCCUGUCAAGUUCCCCAACGUAACAGAGAUGUUUGCAAAGCUGAGGGAAGAUGGGUUUAAGGUCACUCUGUGGACUCACCCUUUCAUAAACUACAAUUCCUCCAAUUUUGGUGUGGGAAUUGAGCGUCAGCUGUUCAUCAAGGAGCCGUCGGGGCGGCUGCCGGCCAUGGUGGAGUGGUGGAAUGGCAUUGGGGCCAUCCUGGACUUUACCAACCCAGCAGCCCGUGACUGGUUCCAGAGCCACCUGCGCCAGCUCCGGCACAAGUACGGCAUCUCAUCCUUCAAGUUUGACGCGGGCGAGACCAGCUACCUGCCCAAGCAGUUCAGCACCUUCCGCCCGCUGUCGGACCCCAGCAUCUGGUCCCGGCGCUACACGGAGAUGGCCAUCCCCUUCUACGAGCUGGCCGAGGUGCGGGUGGGCUACCAGUCACAGAACAUCUCCUGCUUCUUCCGCAUCAUUGACCGUGACUCCGUCUGGGGCUACGAGCUCGGCCUCAAGUCCCUCAUCCCCACCGUCCUCACCAUCAGCAUGCUGGGGUACCCCUUCAUAUCUGCUGACAUGAUAGGAGGCAAUUUUUUCCCCAAUAAAACCAAUGGCGCGGUGGAGAUUCCCAACCGGGAGCUGUACGUGCGGUGGCUGGAGCUGUCGGCCUUCAUGCCCUCCAUGCAGUUCUCCAUCCCGCCCUGGCUCUACGACAAGGAGGUGGUGGAGAUCGCGCAGAAGUUCACGCAGCUCCACGAGUCCCUGGUGGCCCCGCUGCUGCUGGAGCUGGCGGGGGAGGUCACCGACACGGGCGACCCCAUCAUCCGUCCCAUCUGGUGGAUCUCGCCCCGCGACGAGGCCACUCACCGCAUCGACUCCCAGUUCCUCAUUGGGGACACCCUCAUGGUGGCUCCUGUGCUGGAGAUGGGCAAGCAGGAGCGGGAUGUCUACCUGCCCGCGGGCAAGUGGCGCAGCUACAAGGGGGAGCUGUUUGAGAAGACCCCAGUGCUGCUCACCGACUAUCCUGUUGACCUGGACGAAGUUGCCUAUUUCCUCUGGGUUUCCUAACAGGCUUCUUAAUCAGCUUUGGAAUAACUAUGCCUUACCUAGGACUUUCUAACAAAUAAUAACUCUAAUUGCACAUUUCAUUUAAGACUGGGGUGGAGGAAGGGAGCUAAAUAGACUUCACUGUUCUUGGGGAUAAUUUUUUUUUUAUUUGGGGAUUGAUCUUGAUUUUUUUAAUUUGGGUCUGAUGGUAGGCUCUGAUUGGAUUACAAUAGGCAGCAAUUUAUCUGUAUAGGUCAGAAAGGAGUUGUCAGUCUGUCUGCAGACACGUGGUAAACCCAGUACCUUUUCAGUUCUCAAGGAUUUCAAGAGUUGGAAGUUGCUUAGUGCCAGUGGGGAGCAUUCCUAGUCUUGUGGGAGCACCUGGCACUGGGUAUGGGGGUGUGUGCUGUGGGAGGAUUGCUACAGCACAGCCUGCCGUGAGUUUUUUAAUAUGGCAAAUAUAUUCAAAUGGAUAUUUUUAAGAGCAUAAAGCAAAAUAGAGUUACAUAUAUAUACAUAUAUAUAUAUAUAUAUAUAUAUAUAUACACCUAUUUUUUCCCCCUUUUGCCUGGAUGGCGCUGGACUAACAGUUGCCCCAUGCCCCUGCUUUUCUGGGUGCCAGGCAGGCCAGGUCACUCAAGUGAUGUCCAUGUGUUUUAACUGAAUGGGUUGCUUAUUUCCUGCUGGGACAGCUGCAUCCCACCUGCUCACCCAUUUGACUUCCUCUACAAGGCUCUUGCCUGCGUGUUUUGCCCGGGGCGUCAACAUUGCCUUUCCUUGAGCAGCACCGCCUGUACCAGCAUGUCCCAUUUUUUAAAGCACUUAUGACCCCACCUGGUUACAUGAUUAUCCUGCUGACGCCAUCCUUUUUGGUUUUUAAGAGCAGAUGAGGUUUGUUGCUGGCAGAAGGGCUGCCUGGAGCAAAGCUGUCCUCAGACACUCGGAGCGGCGCGUCCCUGGGAACAGCCGGUUCCCGCGAGCGGCACGUGUGGUGGAUUGACAGUGCCGUUUGCCGGGGGUGGAAAACACCAGCUCUGCUCACGGAUGGGUCUGUGCCAGCGGCUGUUCUCACUGCACCCACGGAAAUGUUCUCAUCUAACGCGGAGUUAAGCUAAUGCCCAUCUCAGGUCGUUAGAGGUGAUGAUUUUUGUUGGGGGUUUUCCUGAGUCAGCCCUCCUCUCUGCCUGGGAGAGUCCUGGGGAGCUUUCUCAGGCAGUGUUGGUGUUGCUGGAGGUGGGAUUGGUGUCAGAGGCUCCUGGAGGGCACAUGGGGUGAUGUCAUCCUGCACCCCAAGUCCCCAACAGCUGCAUCUUUGGCAGAUUUUUAAUUUGGUUUUGUUUGGGAAAAUGCAUUUACAGAAACUCAAGGCAGGGCCAACAGGAUUGAAGCCUUCCCGAAGGCAAGAAUUCCCAGCUCUGUCCCAGAUGGGAACAUGUGUCAACCCCUGAAUUUUUAAUAAGCUUCUGCAGAAUUGAAUUCAAUUGUGAUGGCUAGGAAGGGUUGGGCAUCUUGCCCAGGCUAUAGCCAGCCAAGGACAGCUCAGCAUCUGUGGGGCUUCUCCUGGAAUUGUGUCUGGGCUGGGCGUGGCUCUGGCCGAAGUCAGCCGUGCAGGGAGAUGGUACAUGUUUUGGGUAGGGUUGGGUACCAGUGAGGAUCUUUCUCAAAGCCCAUCUCCAACCACAGAGCUUUUCAGGAGGCAGAAAAGGAGAUGCACUAAACUUGAGGGAUGUAAUGGGGUGCAGGAGGAGAAAUUUCAUUGUUAGGGGCAAAAUCUGAAGUGGUUUUGUGUAGUUAGGAAGUGAGGAAGUCUGGUUUGAUGGACUCCCUUAACACCUGAAUUUGCCCUGUAUAAUUUACUCUCAAAAUGGGAUGUAGGGGAGCCUAACAGGUCCCUGCCCAGCUGGAGCACAAGUGUUUCCUGAAGCCUCUUUGUUUCUCAGGUUUUUAAUUCUGAAGGACUCAAGUUUCUUCUCUGCCACUGGUGCAGAUUUACAAGUUACAGACACCCUCUGGCAAGGAAUUAGUCCUGGAACCUCAGUGUCAUUCAUCAGGGCACUGGCAGGACUUGGCCCUUGCUUACAGGGUGAUGUUGAAGGCGAGGAGAUGAGUCUGGCCAAAGCCUUUAAGAAGGGCCAAGUGUGGAGGGAGCUUCUGCAGCCCUAGACCAUGCUUUGAGGGGCUCCAGCUCUUCUCUUUCAACCUUUGCUCAUGAAAUGCUUGUCAUCCCUUGGCAUGGGAGUCAUUAUGAUGCCUUAAGAGGCUACCUAGAACAGAGGCUAGACAUUAUUAAAGGAAUAGUUAUUUAUCAGAAAGGCCUUCAAAGGAUACACUUUGGGCAGUACAAGAGCCUGGCUGUGGCUCCACCCAAGAUGGAUGAUGGGUCACAAGUUUUCAUACUUUUAUAAGUUUUGGUCCAUUUCCAUAUUGGGGUUAACUGUCCAAUUACAGCUUCAGGUUAUGAAGUCCCAUCCUCCCAAAUUGCUCUUCUCAAUUCUCUGUUUAUACUUGUUGGGCCUGAAGCUGCAACAGUGUCCUUGGUUCUCAGGCUGGAAAAUGAUUGUUUUGUCUAACUAAACUGUGAGAACUUGCUAACACUUUAUAUGAAGUUCAGAGUUAUAUACUAAUGCAGUACAGAAUCUGGAAAAUACGAAAGCUAAAACUUAAGGCAUCAGUUAGGUGGAGGAGAUGUUGUUGCACAGCUCAGCUGCCAGUGCAGAAUUGGGAUCCUUGGCACAGGACUUCAUGGGAAGGAUCCUGGCAUGGCCAUGAGAUGCUGUCUUCUCUCCCCCUGGUUCUGUGCCACUCACCAUAUGCAUCACUCAUGAGGAAUGAGGCUGUGUGAAGAGAAACACAGCAUCCUUGUUAUUAUCCUUCUACUAUUAAAAUGAUGGGAGCAGCCAGAUGAGUGCCUUUAAUCUCCUUGCAGUGGUUUCAGGCACUGUCAGGAAGGUCAUGGAGGAAAUUAUCCAUGAGACACACUGUCUUCUUUCCCCUCCCCUGAAGAAGAAAGGGUUUUAUUUACAAAGUUAUAAUUUUCUUUUAUUUAACUAUAUCAAUGAAUGGGUAAGAUUAUAGAAUAUCCUUAUUUUCCUAAAUGCUGUAAUUAGUGCACAAGUGGACAUGGCUGUUCAGUGGUCCAGCAAGGAGAAAGAUAAAGUUGCUGAGAGAACUAUGAGCUGAUGUUGGGGAUAGGCUCAGCAGUGCUGCCUUAAGAUGUCUCACAGGCUUCUAGAUGGCCUUUCCAUCCACCUUUUUACCAAAACCACUAUUUCUAACACUAUGCUGUAGCACUGCAGGACUUGAGGAUCUCUCAGACCUUGCAGACAGGAAGCUCUGCACAGAUACCUUGGGAACUGCUGCUAGGGAUAUUUCUCUGAUUCACACCAUGGGUCACUGGCCAAAGCUGGGUUUAGCUUGUUUCAGCCGAGAAAAAGCCGCAGACAAGGUUUGGGAGUUGGGUUCAGUCUUUUCACACCUGAUACUUAUGUGAUUGAACUUUGAAGCUUGCACUGUUGUGAAUCAGGUUUUCUGGAUGCUUGUGUUUGUACAUGCUGUCCUCUGUCAGACUGUAAUGCUGGUGGGUCUGUUUUUAACCACUUUUCUAAUUGCUAAUUGGUAUGAACUGUAACAUGAGUCACCUUGAUUGAGAUAAAAUUUUGGAAAACAAAAAGAAGUUUAAGUAUGUCCAUCUGUACCAAAUUGGUGGGGCUGGUGGUUCAGGGAGAUCUGGGGCUUUUCUCACUCAAGUCUUCACUGAAAUCAGGGUGGAGAACGUUGUUUUAUUUAAAGCUUGCAGCCUGCAGCUUUUAUGUAUGUUUUAAAAGGAGAAGCUGGCAGUAACCUCACUCUUGUGUUUGCAGUGGUGGCAGACAAUCCCACUGGAUUGAGGAUUGUCCUCCCUUAGGUCCUGACAGCAAAGAGACUAGCUGUGUCUUAGGGCCAGCCAUGAAAAGGCCAUGUCCAGGUGAACCCCAGUGUUGUGUCAGCCCCCAGGAGUGGGGACCAAACACACCUCCAGGGUCGUGGGCCUAUUUCUACUGACAUUCACCCCAAAAAAGGUUUAUCAACACCGAGUCUGGGGAUUUGCUAGUCCUUGCUGCUCUCAGAGGACACACACUUCAAGACUGUUUGUAGGGGAUGAGCAAGAGGACCCUGUUCUCAGCUUCCCUUGGGCUCUCCAGAAGGUCCUUCUGACUGUUCCCACCGUCCCCAUGGUUCCCCUUUCCAGGUGGCACUGACAGCAAGGACACGGAUGGAAUAGAUGUUGUGGCUAUGGGAGGGCCAGGAAUGGAGCAUGUGAGACUCAUUUAGGAGCCUGCCUUACUCCACAUCACCCCCUUUUCCCCAAAUAAUGUUUUUCCUUCCCUUUCCAUUGUUACCACACAAACCAUAGCUGCCUUAUGCCAUUGGGCAUCACUAGCAGUGGCCAGCCUUUACAGUGUGGCUUGAGAGGGACUUCAUUUCACUCCUUUUGCAAUAAAAGACAUUUACCCAAA
Molecule: messenger RNA, 6982 nt
Organism: Passer domesticus (house sparrow)
Lineage: Eukaryota; Metazoa; Chordata; Aves; Passeriformes; Passeridae
Gene: MYORG
Product: myogenesis regulating glycosidase (putative)
Exons: 2
Coding region: 471-2507 (678 amino acids)
Biological process (GO): carbohydrate metabolic process; skeletal muscle fiber development
Molecular function (GO): hydrolase activity, hydrolyzing O-glycosyl compounds
Source: RefSeq, a predicted model, not a curated record